GGUUCGGUUGGGCAUCUAUGGUCCGGCACUGCUGCGCGCCAGAGUGUCGCGAAACGUUCGCCACUGCCGGCCGCGCGUUCGCCCGGUGCUCAGGCUGCGGCAUCUUGCGUUAUUGCUCUCGCCCGUGCUUGACGCGGGCCUGGAAGCACCCGACGCUCCCGCACAAGGCUGUGUGUACAAAGCUGCGCGUCCUCAGAGAACGGACGAACCUCCCGCGCGACCGAGACCUUGAUCCUGACCGCGAUCGUCAGGCCUUCUUCGAUGCAUGCGGGGCGGACGAGGGCCUUACUGCGUUGGCGCAGGACUGUGGAAAACAUCUGCUCGCCUUGAUCAUUGCGCGACGGAACAACAGCGAGGUUCUCAUACCGGAUGCAUUUUUACCAGGAGCGGAUGGCUACGGGAAAUGCUCAAGCUACUAGUGCGGCCUGAAUAUUUCUGAUGUAUUCUAUGUAUCUUGCUUGUAUCGCCCUUUGACCGAUAUCAUCCCUAAAACUCAUUG
Messenger RNA from Rhodofomes roseus, 499 nucleotides. RefSeq lists its product as uncharacterized. Bases 18 to 419 code for a protein of 133 amino acids. The transcript has a single exon. The record is from RefSeq and is a predicted model, not a curated record. NCBI's taxonomy places the organism in Eukaryota, Fungi, Basidiomycota, Agaricomycetes, Polyporales, Fomitopsidaceae.